AAGCCGGUCCGGGCUAUGUGCGUUGGAUAUCCCCAUCAGUCCCUUGUGCAACGUCCUGUCCAGGGACACCCCACUGUUACUCAAUGCGCAACACCACCAUAUUAGGGCGCACCAGAAUUGCCUGCCUCAGGCAACCCUCGGAUAUUGAACAGUCAAACAUCUCGGUGUCUGGGCUCUGAUCCUCACCGGCCCGUUGCAGAACGCUACGACGGCGAAACCGCCCCUGCAUGAAUUCCACCUCGACUCCGGCAUGCAAUGCCUACUUCUACCACAAACUUUUUUAUAUCUGUCAGAACUUUCUUGCAACUACGCGUUGGGGUAGUAGCCGUAGUCGAUCCUUCGGUACAUGGGACGCCUGGAUCCAUGUGAUCGGCAUCGCCGACAGUUUCUCCACAGCCCUACCCGUGAAAAGGCAGUGGAUCACGAGUAAGUUCCAUGGGACGACUAUUUCGCAUUGUUGCGCCAUGUUGCGCCAUGGUCGGAUCGCCUACUCAUUUGAGACAAUGUCAAGGAAAAAGCUAAGAGUGAUUGGCUACUUAAUUGUGGCAAGGCUGACCCUUCUACUUGGCUGCAUCCCGCGCGCCGAAAGCGCCGAUAUCGAACUCUCAGGUCAACCCUCCGAAACUACCGCUGCUGUUGGAGCGAACAACGUGACUUGCCUCGAGCUAAUACUUGUUGCCCGACGCGCUAGAACACGUUCUCUCUCUCUCCUCGCAAUACGACGUAGACGGACAUCGCAGCUUCAUAGUGUUCCCUCUACACAGGAUUCCACGCCGACGAACAGUAGUACCAUUAGAUAGGCGACCUCGGCAUCAAGGCCCCGACCACCAACAUCCAUUCGCUCCGCGAGGUCCGCGAGGAGGAUCUCAGUCUUGCGCGCCCACCUCCUGGAGGUCCCAACGUCCAAUUCUCACCACGGCGACUAGCCGGGGUUCCCCGGGCCGGUUCGCAAGGGUGUCGUGGGAAGCAGGCACUUGCGCUACAUCUUGCGGUAGGAAAUUCUUCGGAUUUUAGCCUUCACCGUGCAAAUAAGAUUGUUCAUAGCUGAUUAUACGUGCCAUUCUACGUGCCUAUGA
Molecule: messenger RNA, 1076 nt
Organism: Trematosphaeria pertusa
Lineage: Eukaryota; Fungi; Ascomycota; Dothideomycetes; Pleosporales; Trematosphaeriaceae
Exons: 1
Coding region: 228-800 (190 amino acids)
Source: RefSeq, a predicted model, not a curated record